Molecule: messenger RNA, 1866 nt
Organism: Mangifera indica (mango)
Lineage: Eukaryota; Viridiplantae; Streptophyta; Magnoliopsida; Sapindales; Anacardiaceae
Product: phosphatidylinositol:ceramide inositolphosphotransferase 3
Exons: 11
Coding region: 589-1458 (289 amino acids)
Biological process (GO): ceramide biosynthetic process
Cellular component (GO): endoplasmic reticulum membrane; Golgi membrane; trans-Golgi network
Molecular function (GO): ceramide cholinephosphotransferase activity; sphingomyelin synthase activity; inositol phosphoceramide synthase activity
Source: RefSeq, a predicted model, not a curated record
CAAAACUGACUUGUGUGCUUUGUACAAAGCCCAAAAUUUAGUAACUAGUGGGACGUUACUGGUCUACGGGUAAUGUUUAUGGCAUUAGGGGGUGAAUUUGAUCAAACAAAAAUAUGUUAAAUAUCAGCUUAAUUCUAGUAGAUAGUCGCUCAAAUUAAGCCUGGAUUGAGUUUGAUCCAUCUGAGUUCAAUCUGAGUUAUCAGCUAGACUCCAGCAACGUUAGAUCCAAUCUAACCUGCAGAGCAAGUCUUUUUCUUUGGAUUGGCUCUAGACAAAAAGAUGGGUUUAGGAUUUGAGCAACCCAACAAUGAUAUUGACAAGUAUGACUUAACAUUAUAAAAACGAGUGAAACUCAUGAAUUGUGUUCAUAUUGAGCUUGAUCCAUUGCAGUUUAUUUUGAGCAUUUUCAAUUCAAGCUGUGAGACUGGUUAAAGCCACCGGAAUCUCCCUAGUUGGUGUGUUAAAUUCAUCCAAUAAAACAUUGGCGACUUGAGGCUAUGGAAAAGCAUAAUAGGGGGUAUCUGGAGGGCCAAAGAUUUCCAAGAAGAAGGCCAUUGAAAGGCAGAGAAAACCGCGAAGGAUCAAAUCAUGAUUCAUGAUGAUCAUAUCAUCAAUCCAACGCUAUGGAGGAAGAUUUGUGCAGAAACGACUGUAGAGGUUUCGCUUCUUGCAGAAAACUGGAAGAUUAUUCUAGCUGGACUUAUCUUCCAGUACAUUCAUGGAUUGGCCGCUCAUGGAGUUCAUUACAUACAUCGGCCAGGACCACUGCUGCAGGAUUCUGGAUUCCUUCUUCUUCCUGAACUUGGUCAAGAUAAAUCUUAUAUCAGUGAGACUGUAUUCAGCUUCAUGUUUGGUUCCUUUGUUUUGUGGACUUUUCACCCAUUCCUUUUCCAGAGCAAGAGGAUAUGUACAGUUCUGAUAUGGUGCAGGGUCCUUAUUUAUCUAGUUGUUUCCCAAAUACUUCGGAUAAUUACAUUCUAUUCAACUCAGCUUCCUGGUCCAAAUUAUCAUUGUCGUGAGGGAUCAAAAUUUGCUAGACUUCCCCAUCCAGAGAAUGCACUUGAUGUGCUCUUUAUCAAUUUUCCCAGUGGAUUAUUGUAUGGUUGUGGUGAUUUGAUUUUUUCUUCUCACAUGAUUUUCACUUUGAUAUUUGUGCGUACAUAUUGCAAAUAUGGUACAAAAAGGUACAUCAAGCAGUUUGCUUGGUUGCUUGCUCUGAUUCAGAGCCUCCUGAUUAUAGCAUCUCGCAAGCACUACACAGUUGACAUUGUUGUUGCAUGGUAUACUGUAAAUUUGAUAGCUUUUUUUGUGGACAAAAAACUGCCAGAAUUGCCUGAACGAUCUGCUGCAUCCUCAUCACUGCCACUACUACCUUUGAGCAUCCGAGAAAAGGAUGGGAAGAACAAAGAUGAACACCAUAGAUUAUUUAAUGGGACUUCUGGGACCAAUGCAAAUUGAGCACGAGUUAUUAGCAUAUUCCCCAAUCACCUUAUCAUAUAAUCUGCUGGAUGCUUUUCUUGUGACUUAACGGUAAUCGUUAAAUAAUGUCUAUGACUAUGGUAGAAUACAGGUGAAUGGCUAGUUUAAAAUUAGGAACAUAGUCAGGGAUAAGUAGUACUUUGAUGCAGCACAUGCUGAAGAUAGCUGUGCUGUUGCCACGGAUUGAACUUGUGCCAAAAUCACAAGUGCAUUCUCAACCCAAUAAUCCGAAGAAACCUCAUUUGUAUUUUCCUUUGUUUUCCAGAAAUAGAACAAAAUGUCUUAUAGUUUCCCUAGUUUUUUUUUUUUUUGGUCAUUUACUGAUAUUCAUCUUGGAGUCAUGGAAAAUGGAACAUAUUUAAUAGAGAGACAUGGAACUUGAACAGA